UUUUCUCAGUUUGACCUCGUGUGUGUCAAUGCCUGGAUGCUGGACCUCACGCAAGCCAUCCUAAACCUAGGCUUCCUGGCUGGAGCGUUCACCUUAGGCUAUGCGGCAGACAGGUACGGCAGAAUAGUCAUUUACUUGAUAUCCUGUUUCGGUGUCGGCGUCACUGGCGUGGUGGUGGCAUUUGCACCAAAUUUCCCCGUGUUUGUGGUCUUCCGCUUCUUACAAGGCGUGUUUGGAAAGGGGACAUGGAUGACUUCUUACGUAAUUGUGACAGAGAUCGUGGGUUCGAAGCAAAGGAGGAUUGUGGGAAUUGUGAUUCAGAUGUUCUUCACCCUUGGAAUCAUAAUUCUCCCUGGAAUUGCCUACUUUAUCCCCAACUGGCAGGGGAUCCAGCUGGCCAUAACGCUGCCCAACUUCCUCUUUCUCCUUUAUUACUGGGUGGUUCCUGAAUCUCCCCGCUGGCUGAUUACUCGGAAGGAAGGAGAUAAAGCCUUAAAAAUUCUGAGGAGCGUUGCCAAAUGCAAUGGGAAGUAUCUCUCACCCAGCUACUCAGAGAUCACUGUUACAGAUGAGGAAGUUAGUAAUCCAUCCUUUUUAGAUCUGGUGAGAACUCCCCAAAUGAGGAAGUGCACGCUUAUACUUAUGUUUGCUUGGUUCACGAGUGCGGUGGUCUAUCAAGGACUCGUCAUGCGCCUGGGGAUUGUAGGAGGCAACCUCUAUAUCGACUUCUUCAUCUCGGGGGUCGUGGAACUGCCCGGGGCUCUCUUGAUCUUACUGACCAUCGAUCGUUUUGGACGACGCCUUCCCUUCGCAGCAAGCAAUGUCGUGGCAGGGGUGGCGUGCCUCGUCACGGCGUUCUUACCGGAAGGAAUACCAUGGUUGAGGACCACGGUCGCCACUCUGGGAAGGCUGGGGAUAACCAUGGCCUUCGAAAUUGUUUAUUUGGUAAAUUCAGAAUUGUACCCAACAACAUUACGAAACUUUGGAGUUUCGCUCUGUUCGGGUUUAUGUGAUUUUGGGGGGAUCAUCGCCCCGUUUCUGCUCUUCCGGCUAGCGGCGGUUUGGCUGGAACUACCUCUCAUCAUCUUUGGUGUCCUGGCAUCUGUCUGUGGAGGACUCGUGAUGCUUUUGCCUGAGACCAAGGGCAUCACCUUGCCGGAGACAGUGGAUGAUGUAGAAAAGCUUGGCAGUCCACAUUCCUAUAUACGUGGCAGGAAAAAGAAAACCCCAGCGUCCAGCUCUCACCUUUGAGGCCCCCGCCGAAGACGAAAGGAAGGAGCUCUUUGGGCGACCCCAAGGAGCCAAAGUGCCUUGCAGAGACACGUGCGUGUCUGUUUCAGCCGCAUCUCCGUGCAGCAACAAGUGUUUUUUAAUACUUCACAAAGACAUUCAAACUCUCCAGAGUUAUUUUCGUAUACUGUCAGAUAAGAGGUCUUUUCUGAUAUUGGAACCAUGUCCCUGAGCCAUCGGCUCCACAGACACCAGAGAAGCUCCCGCGCAAUUCUCAUGACGGCUCCGUCCAGAAAGCAGGGUGAGCAAACCCAGGAUCUGGGGAAAGUGUACAGACGUGGCGUCAUCAAAUCCGAUCAGGGAACCAAGGCUCUGGACUGAGCGUUCUAAAGAUUCGCGGGAGGAUAAAGAUUGGGGAAUGCCGUUACUGCAGGGACCGGGGCGCACGGUACCGAGCUUCCCUUCUCUGCUCACCUUGAGCUCCGCGAGCCCCUGUAGCAUCUUGGGCGACAGCGUGUUUGGGCCUCGUUCCAUAAAUAAGAACAAAUCUGUUAUACGAUGGGACGGUUUGAUUCCGUUGUUUAUAAAAUCAGGUUUGGUCCUGAGAUGACUCGGGACAGUUUUGACCCUCUGUUAGUCAACACCUUGAGCCACAUAUUCAGUUCUUUACUGAAGAAAACCCAUGGACUAUGGUUUCAUGGGUCUUAAGAUUUUAACCACAAAGGUAUAUUUAUCUUAUAUUUGUGAGUUCAGUUCUAUGUCGGUGCCCACAGUCAAAAGUGAAAAACAGGCACAGCCUCAUUCAGUCUUGAUACUUUUCACUUGUUUGGGGAAGUAGCUUACAUUUUAAUUUACAAGAAAGGUCAAUUAUAUUCACACCUAAAAGAAUUAGCAGAAACUUUGUAAGUGACUUUAUAAAUACUAGUAAGGGAUUCGAUCUUUCUUUUUUUUAUCGCUGAGACUUUUGAAAUAUGGAGCUUAACUAUAAACAUGCUAUCUUUUUCUGACGUUCUGCUGUAUACGGUACAUUUGUUAUAUUUUCAGACUCAGUUUAUAUCUUACGCAGAAUUUUUUACUGAGUUAUUUUGUGUGGCCAGGCAAAAUGGACACCAAGGGGAAAUCUUGUCGAGGAGGAAGAAAAUUUUCGUGUACGACGUGUGUGCUAAUUGUAAAAUAAGCUCUUUGAUCCUCGAAAUACAUCCGGAUGGAAUGAGAAUGUUUUAAUUUUCAACAAAACAAACACGGCUCUUGGAGGACACAGCGCUACAUUUCCCCUUUAUUCACGCACACUUGCUUCGGGCUCUCCUCGCAUUUCUCUUUGAUGUAGGAUGCCUGAUGCUCUUCAGUACCUACCACCUUUGAAUUGUAUUUCGAGUUGAUAUUUUGGGCCUGAUAACAAUAAAAAAUGGAAAUUGUCCAGAAAAAUCAGUAUCGAUCUUCUCUCUUCCUUUGAACACGGGUCCAUAAAACACUAUCCCCAAGUGACAGUGUCUGCUGCAUACCUGGGCAGCCAAUUAGUAAUGGAGAUGAGGUGGUUCAUUGUUCCUUUACAGGCCAUUGGCGCCACUCCUAGACCAUAGGUGACCCAGAAUAACAUUCAGACUCUUGGCUGGUCUCGUGUUACACUUCCAUUGCCCGAUGUACCUCGUGAUACACAACCCCGCCCAGUGUCCCCUGUACUGGGCUAACGUCAAGUUGUCCAUAACAGAUUUCACUCCCAGGAAUAAAAUUUGUUCUCAUGACUCCCCAUGCACAUUACAGCUUUCAACCCGUGCAUCUCAGUGCCAGGAAUAAAGACAUUAAAGAUAUGUGUCAAGCUGUCUUUCGCCACCAAGGUAGACAUAUGGGUGACUUAUGAGGACUUCUCUAUGAUUUCACAGGCUUAGUCUCAUACUAUUCCUUGUGAGAA
Molecule: messenger RNA, 3139 nt
Organism: Pteropus alecto (black flying fox)
Lineage: Eukaryota; Metazoa; Chordata; Mammalia; Chiroptera; Pteropodidae
Gene: SLC22A3
Product: solute carrier family 22 member 3
Exons: 10
Coding region: 37-1251 (404 amino acids)
Biological process (GO): transmembrane transport
Cellular component (GO): membrane
Molecular function (GO): transmembrane transporter activity
Source: RefSeq, a predicted model, not a curated record